This is a messenger RNA of Vombatus ursinus (common wombat), 3023 nucleotides long. Its product is annotated as ephrin-B2. NCBI's taxonomy places the organism in Eukaryota, Metazoa, Chordata, Mammalia, Diprotodontia, Vombatidae. The transcript has 5 exons. Gene Ontology annotation, cellular component: plasma membrane. The record is from RefSeq and is a predicted model, not a curated record. Gene Ontology annotation, molecular function: ephrin receptor binding. Bases 266 to 1267 code for a protein of 333 amino acids. Gene Ontology annotation, biological process: ephrin receptor signaling pathway; axon guidance; blood vessel morphogenesis.
GAGUUUUUUGCUUUGGGGGUAUAGCUGGAUUCUGGAAUCAUACGUUUGGAGGAGCGCUCGAAGGUCCAUUGUAACUCAGAUGACUCAGUAAAUUGGCUUGCAGCAAUCACCAAGUGCACAGAUCAUUUUUUGCUUUAGGUUUUUUAUUAUUUUUUUUUAAUCGGAAGAAUUGGAAUUACGGGCGCUAUACUUGGUCCUAUUCAGGUACGGAAAUCUCAAGGAGUUGGGAGAGGCUUUGCAAAAAGGAACUUGAAACGGCUCGAGCAUGGCUGUGAGGAGGGACUCCGUUUGGAAGUACUGUUGGGGAAUUUGGAUGGUUUUAUUCAGGACUGCAAUUUCCAGAUCGAUAGUUUUAGAACCAAUAUAUUGGAAUUCCUCGAACUCCAAAUUUCUACCUGGACAAGGACUGGUACUAUACCCACAGAUAGGAGACAAACUGGAUAUAAUCUGCCCAAAGGUGGACUCUAAAACUGUUGGCCAGUAUGAAUAUUAUAAAGUCUAUAUGGUUGAUAAAGACCAAGCAGAUAAAUGCACUAUUAAAAAGGAAAACACACCUCUGCUCAACUGCGCCAAGCCAGACCAAGACGUUAAAUUUACCAUCAAGUUUCAAGAAUUCAGCCCUAACCUCUGGGGUUUAGAAUUUCAAAAAAACAAAGAUUAUUACAUUAUAUCUACAUCAAAUGGGUCUUUGGAGGGCCUGGAUAACCAGGAGGGAGGGGUGUGCCAGACAAAAGCCAUGAAGAUCCUCAUGAAAGUUGGACAAGAUGCCAGUUCUUCUGGGUCAACCAGGAAUAAUGACCCAACAAGACGUCCAGAACUGGAAGCUGGGACAAAUGGAAGAAGUUCAACAACAAGUCCUUUUGUAAAACCAAAUCCAGGUUCUAGCACAGAUGGCAACAGUGCUGGACAUUCGGGGAACAAUAUCCUUGGUUCCGAAGUGGCCUUAUUUGCAGGGAUUGCUUCAGGAUGCAUCAUCUUCAUUGUCAUCAUCAUCACCUUAGUGGUUCUUUUACUAAAGUACCGGAGAAGACAUAGGAAGCAUUCACCCCAGCACACUACGACACUGUCCCUCAGUACAUUAGCCACCCCCAAACGAAGUGGCAACAACAAUGGCUCUGAGCCCAGUGACAUUAUUAUCCCCUUAAGGACUGCAGACAGUGUUUUCUGCCCUCACUAUGAAAAAGUCAGCGGAGAUUAUGGGCAUCCAGUGUACAUAGUCCAAGAAAUGCCUCCACAGAGUCCAGCAAACAUUUACUACAAGGUCUGAAAGAACUCUCUGGUGGUACCUUUUGAUUUCCCAGAGGAAACUUACUGGUCAGAUGCUUUCAGUUGAGGGUUUUUAAUGGCACAUUGUGCAUUAGGAUUGACUAGAGCACAGUGGGGGGAAAAGGCACCAAGCCCCUUCGCGGAGAGCCUUCUUGAGCUGGGACAGCUUACCUAGUCUGUAGAAUUUCUGUCUUGGUGAAUAAACAUUCACUAGAAGCUGGAAGACUUUAUAUAGAAGAUACCCAUUCUGAUUGCUGUACUGUUGUUACAUUCAUCAUCCUCUAAGCCAUGGGAUGCUGCAGGCAUUCAGGCAUGUAUAAAAAGCCAAGGGAAGAAGGAGUGCUUUGUGGACAACACUAGUUCUAGACGUGCCGGGAAGAUGUUCUAGGAUCUGGAGCUUGCAUUGCAGUCUCCCAACUCGGUGUGUGUAUCUCUCUCUCAGCGCGUACUGGAUGUGUCCCACAGACCUCUGUGGCUAAGUAAGACUCUUAAAAGUUCUCUUGCUUUUAGUUCAACACUGUUCCAUUCACUUCUGUCGUAUCCAGGGCCCUGCCAUUCUUCUUCACACAAGAUUUCCUUUCACUCCACAUCCGGCAUCACUAAUGGAACAUUAAUGUUGUUGGGAGUUCUUUGCUCCUUCCAUUUGCUACAGCAGCUAUAGUUGAAUGGGUAAUACAUUUUCUAGAAAUUGUGUUUGCUAAUAAGGAGCCUUCCAGCCAGAAGUUAGGCCGGUCCGCCGAAUAAGACUAGGAGUUCAUGGAUGGGGGUGGGGCGGGGGAAAGGGCUGACUGCAAUUGCAGUUCAUGCUGCUGCCUCUGAAACAUGAAGCUGGAAACAAACAAACAAAAAAACCAUUUUUAGGUAGCACAGCACUUUGGUUUGCUAAGUUUUAAGAGGCAAGUAGGAGACACAACACCACACGCAGUGGAUUAGGGCUGCAUUUGAAGGAAUUCACUGUUAUCAAAUAGCAAUGUUCGGAGAGAAAAAAAAAAUAGUACCUUUUGGUUCAGUAGAACAAAGGGGGGUAUUGUUAGUAAAUGAACAAGCUUGGAGGGAAAGACAAUAGUAGGCCGCUGAUGAUAUAUUAGGGCAGGACUGUUGUGGUACUGGCAAUAAGAGACACAGCUCUGAAGCUGUAGGAAAGUCUUAGUCUGCUUUGGGAUGGUUUUUAAAGCAGACUCAGCUGCUAUACUUAUCACAUUUUAUGAAACACAGGGAAAGCAUUUAGGAGAAUAGCAGAGAGCCAAAUCUGACCUAGAAGUUCAAAAGCCAAAGGUCAAAUGGGCUGUAAUUUCCAUCAUCAUUGACAUUAUUAAAGAAUUCUCAUAUAUAAAAGGUAGGUCAGACCUCUCCCCCUCCCCCUCCCCCUCCCCCAUCCUAUACACAGAGACCCAGAUUGAGCCUUAUGACACUUUGGUUUAUGGCAGUGCUGUCCCUGCUGCAUGGUGAAGUCUAGGUACUGUGACUGACACAGCAGUUCACCCGGUGCUCUGUUUAAAAGUAAAGCACAUAUGGCAAACCUCUUAAGAGUCCGCAAGACUGAAAUAAAUUAUGAUGUCGAGGGGGAGGAGGAAGAUAUGACUUAUUUAUAAUAGGUGUAUAGAACACAAGGGAUAUAAAAUGAAAGAUUAUUACUAAUAUAUAUUUUAAGAUUGCACGGAGUGCACACCAGAAGAUGUGAAAUUCAUUUGUGGCAAUUAAAUGGUCUGACCUCUCAGUGCUUUAAAAAAAAAAAAGAAGAAAUUUUUUUUUUUAAU